Molecule: messenger RNA, 1721 nt
Organism: Papaver somniferum (opium poppy)
Lineage: Eukaryota; Viridiplantae; Streptophyta; Magnoliopsida; Ranunculales; Papaveraceae
Product: cytochrome P450 71B36-like
Exons: 2
Coding region: 67-1581 (504 amino acids)
Molecular function (GO): oxidoreductase activity, acting on paired donors, with incorporation or reduction of molecular oxygen; heme binding; iron ion binding
Source: RefSeq, a predicted model, not a curated record
GACGUAUGGAUAGUUAAAACACCACCACUAUUCACACACACCAAAAGAUAUCAUAAUCUCUUUAACAUGGAGUGUCUUCCUUAUGGUUUCUUUCUACUUCUUCCUCUACUUCUACUUCCUCUAUGUUUUCUCAUCACAGUCAAAGGCAGAAAUGAUCAAAACAAACCUAACUUCGCGCCUGGUCCUCCUAAGCUUCCAAUUAUUGGUAAUUUACAUCAACUUGCAAAACCUCCUCAUCAAGCAGUAUCAAAGUUAUCUAAAAUAUAUGGAUCCGUGAUGCUUCUACAAUUCGGAAGUGUACCAACACUUGUAAUCUCCUCCGCUGAAGCUGCCGAACAAAUCUUGAAAACACUAGAUCUUGAUUUUUGUACAAGACCUCAACUCGCUGGACCAAAACGUCUUUCGUAUAACUACAAAGAUAUGGCCUUUGCGCCGUAUGGGGAGUAUUGGAGAGAAAUUGGAAAAAUAUGUGUACUUGAACUUUAUAGUACAAAAAGGGUGCAGUCUUUUAGGGUAGUCAGGGAAGACGAAGUCGAUGUUUUGAUUGAAUCCAUAUCGUCUUCUUCAAAUACUACUCCUGUUAAUUUUUAUGAAAUGUUAACAAGUUUUACGCAUAGAACACUCAGUAGAGUUGCUUUCGGUAGCACAACUGGUCUAAGCCGGAACCAAUUUUAUGAUGGAACACUCACGGCAAUUCUUAAUGAAGUCGUGAUUGUCUUGAACGGUUUCUCUGCAACCGACUUCUUUCCUAAGGUGGGCUGGAUUAUUGAUAGGAUCACUGGAAUCCAUGGUAAAACGGAAAAAUGCUUUCAUGAUUUGAACAACUUUUUUCAACAAAUGAUCGACGAACAUGUCAACCCGGAAAGACUGAAACUGGAGCACGAAGAUAUCAUUGACGUUUUGCUUAAAUUAGAGAAGGAUCAAAUGAGUAUGGUUCGUCUCACAAACGACCAUAUCAAAGCAAUUCUUAUGAAUGUAUUUGUCGCUGGAGUAGACUCACCGGCUGUAACAGUGACUUGGGCGAUGGCAGAACUGGCUAAACAUCCAAAAGUUAUGAAAAAAGUUCAAGAAGAGAUUAGAAACUAUGUGGGAUCAAAAGGGAAGGUAGAAGAAUCAGACCUUGAUAGUUUCCAAUACUUAAAAAUGGUAGUUAAAGAAACUCUUAGGUUGCAUCCACCAUCCCCAUUGCUUCUAAGAGAAAGCAUGAAAUAUAGUAAAAUCAACGGAUACGACAUAUACCCAAAAACAAGGGUUGUAAUAAAUGUAUGGGAAAUCGGGAGGAGUCCAAAAUAUUGGGAAAACCCACAAGACUUUUUCCCGGAGAGGUUCAAGGAUAGCUGCAUUGAUUAUCUUGGAGGUCAUAAUUUUGAAUACAUACCUUUUGGGGGAGGUAGAAGGGGUUGCCCGGGAAUGAAUAUGGCAAUCGUGUUAACAGAGCUUGCCCUAGCUAAUGUAUUAUACGCUUUCGAUUGGGAAUUGCCAAAAGGAAUAAACAAGGAAGACAUAAACAUGGAGGAAUCAUCAGGGAUUAUUAUUCAUAGGAAGCAUCCACUUGAGCUUGUACCCGUCAAGUAUGUAUGAAUGGAAAAACUAUAUAGUUCAGAGAAAACUAUAUAUGCAAUUUGUGCUAAAUGUAUAUGCAUGAACUUAUACGUUGUCUUAUGCUUUUAGUCGUCUCUAUCUUUGUUGAAAUAAAUGUGCACCAUUAUUGAAUUAUUUCU